Messenger RNA from Cornus florida, 2122 nucleotides. RefSeq names its product 2-methylpropanoate--CoA ligase CCL4-like. The record is from RefSeq and is a predicted model, not a curated record. The coding region runs from base 141 to 1847 and encodes 568 amino acids. Lineage: Eukaryota; Viridiplantae; Streptophyta; Magnoliopsida; Cornales; Cornaceae. The transcript has a single exon.
UGGCCUUUACAUAGAUAGAUCGUGUCAAUCACACGUGGCUAAAAUUAAUUCAAUUCACUCUACGUGGCACUAUAAGAAGCGAAAGAUCCAGAGUUUAUUUUAACAAAUCUUAAAAGACAACUAUAAAUUCCUCAUCUUUUAUGCACUCUCAUCACUCAAUAAAGAGAAGCAACGCACACAGUGUGUGUGAAAUGGAUCAAUUGAAGCCAAGUGCCGCGAACUCAAGUCCUCUUACUCCUCUGGGCUUCCUCGACAGAGCUGCUACAGUGUACGGCGAGUGCACGUCCAUUGUGUACAAUGAGAAAACUUACACGUGGUCGGAAACCCACCGUCGAUGCCUCCGAGUUGCUUCAUCAAUCUCAUCCCUCGGCAUCAAAAGAGGCCACGUGGUGUCGGUGGUGGCCCCCAAUGUCCCCGCCAUGUACGAGCUCCAUUUCGCCGUGCCCAUGGCCGGAGCGAUCCUCCACACGGUCAACACCCGCCUCGACGCCCGCACCGUCUCCAUACUCCUCCGCCACAGCGAAUCAAAGCUCGUCUUCGUCGAUUAUCUCUCAAUCUCUCUAGUCCUUGAAGCACUCAAUAUCUUCCCGCCAAACACACGUCGUCCUACUCUCGUCCUCAUCACUGACGAUGAAGCUCCAUCACAAAUCACCGUUGAUUUUCAUGCAACGUACGAGAGUUUGGUUGAUGGAGGUGAUCCUGAGUUUAAGUGGGUCCGACCCAAUGGCGAGUGGGACCCAAUUGUGUUGAACUACACAUCGGGAACCACCUCGUCUCCAAAAGGGGUGGUCCAUUGCCACCGUGGAAUUUUCAUCAUCACUGUUGAUACUCUGAUCGACUGGUCAGUACCCAAGCAAGCGGUCUACUUGUGGACCCUACCCAUGUUCCACGCCAAUGGGUGGUGCUUCACGUGGGGAAUCGCCGCCGUUGGCGGCACUAACAUCUGCCUCCGCAAAUUCGACGCGCCGUUCAUCUACAACUCUUUACGGCGGCACAAAGUGACUCACAUGUGCGGUGCUCCUAUUGUGAUGAACAUGUUAUCCAACUCCCACGACGGCGAGCCCUUGAAAAACCCGGUUCACAUUCUCAGCGCCGGAGCGCCGCCGCCUGCGGCGGUGCUGUUUCGGACUGAAUCGUUGGGUUUUAUAGUGAGUCACGGGUACGGGUUGACGGAAACUGCUGGUGUAGUGGUGUCGUGCGCGUGGAAGCCGCAGUGGAAUCGGCUUCCGGGGACGGAGAGGGCGAGGCUGAAGGCGAGACAGGGAGUGAGGACACUCGGGAUGAGUGAGUUGGACGUGAUCGACCCCGAGUCAGGAGUGAGUGUGACUCGGGACGGGUCAACAGUGGGUGAGAUAGUACUACGCGGUGGAUGUAUCAUGCUGGGUUAUCUCAAAGACCCAGAAGGGACCUCCAAAUCGAUGGGAAACAAUGGUUGGUUCUACACCGGGGAUGUUGGAGUGAUGCACCCAGAUGGGUAUAUAGAAAUCAAAGACCGGUCGAAGGAUGUAAUCAUCAGCGGCGGCGAGAAUGUGAGCAGCGUGGAGGUGGAAUCGGUUCUGUAUACGCACCCGGCGGUGAAUGAAGCGGCGGUGGUGGCGCGGCCCGACGAAUUUUGGGGCGAAACGGUGUGUGCUUUCAUUAGUUUGAAGGCUGAGACGACGGCAGCAAAGAAGCCGACGGAGAACGAGGUGAUGGAGUUCUGCAGGGCGAGAUUGCCGCACUACAUGGUGCCGAAGACGGUGGUGUUGAAGGAAGAGCUGCCAAAGACGUCGACCGGAAAGAUUCAGAAGUUCGAGCUGAGACAGAUCGCCAAGAAAAUGGGGUCGUCGAGGACGAGUCGGAUGUAGCGGAGUGGAGUUGUCGACUCCGAGUUUAGCACCAGUGCGCCGUCAAAUAGUACGUACUCCGGAGAGUUUGGAACGCCCAAUAUACGAAUUUUUAAGAUAUUUUUAUAGUUAUUUUGUAUUUUAAUUAAAUAUUUAAAAAUUAUAAUAAAAAAAUAUUAUUAAAUUUUAAAAUUAUUAUAAGAAAGAAAAUUUUAUAACUAAUAAAAUAAACUGUUUGUAAUCCAAUUAAGACUUUAUGGUUUUUAAAUACUUUUUAUAAACGAUUUGUAAUCCAA